GCUUUGUUCUGUUUCGUCUUUAUGGCUGUAUGCACUGAAACAAAAUGGCAUAUAGGGCAAUAUAACCAAAGUAUGGAACCUGUUUUAUUAAUAUUCUUUUUGCGGCGAUUGAUGGAGUUUACAAAAUAGAUGCGUAAUGGCUCGGAAAAUUCUUCUUGGCGGGACCGUUGUGUGUCUGGUUGUGCUGCGCUUGCUGUCUAUAGCUUCAGCCCAGAUCGCAUAUUCCAUUUCAGAAGAGGUGAACACGGGGACGUUUGUUGGAAAUAUCGCAAAGGAUCUUAAUUUGAAUGUUCAAGAACUGGAAUCACGCGGAUUUCAUAUCCCCGCAGUUUUAGGAAGAAAAUAUUUUGAGGUUAAUUUGAAAACUGGUGUUCUGUUCGUUAGCGAAAGGAUCGACAGGGAGAACUUUUGUCCUGCCGCACCGCAAUGUUCAGUGAAUUUAGAAGCCAUUGUUAAUAAUCCGUUAAACCUGUUUCGCAUUGAGAUAAAUGUUUUAGAUAUUAAUGACAAUGCUCCAUCGUUUCGUGUUAGGUCUAACCAAUUUAACAUAUCAGAGAAUGCCUUUGUUGGAGACCGAUUUCAGUUGCCGAGAGCAUCGGAUCCUGAUGUUGGAGCGAACUCGAUAAAGAGCUAUAAACUGAGUCCGAACGCGCACUUCUCCCUGGAUGUACAAAGCGGAGGAGAGCAGAGUGUGUCGGCUGAGUUAGUGCUGCAUAAAGCUUUAGAUCGAGAAAAACAGCCUGUGAUCCAGCUCACAUUGACUGCUGUAGAUGGAGGAAGACCUCCCAAAUCAGGUACAAUUCAGAUAGUCAUAAAUGUGCAAGAUGUGAAUGACAACGCACCCGUGUUUGGCAAAGCUCUUUACAAAGUGCGUCUUGUUGAAAACGCAUCAGUGGGAACAUUAGUCAUAAAUCUGAGUGCCCAUGAUUUAGAUGAGGGUGUAAAUAGUGAAAUUAUGUAUUCUUUAGUUCACCAAGACAGCGAUGACAAAACAAACGGCGUUUUUAAAAUUGAUUCUUCUACCGGCGUGAUUUCAGUGCAGGGCAGUGUGGAUUUUGAGCAACACAAUGCUUACGAGAUUCAUGCUCAGGCUAAAGACAAAGGGUCCAGUCCGCGAUCCGCUCACUGUAAAAUAUUAGUAGAGGUGUUAGAUAUAAACGACAACGAGCCAGAAAUAUCAUUAACGUCACAAGUGAACACAGUAAGGGAGGAUGCUAAAAAAGAAACAACGGUUGCUUUGAUAACCAUAUCGGACAAAGACUCGGGAAAGAAUGGGAAUACGCAUGGGAAAGUGGUAGGUGAUGUUCCUUUUAAAUUGCAGUCGUCAUAUAAGAAUUAUUAUUCUCUUGUAGUGGAUGGGCCAUUGGAUAGAGAGCGUGUUGAUCGAUAUAAUGUCACAAUCAUGGCGUCAGAUGAAGGGACUCCACCUCUUUCUGCCGCUCGUGUUUUUACAGUGUAUGUAUCUGAUGUUAAUGACAAUCCGCCACGUUUCCCAAAUCCUGUCAUAAAUAUAUCUGUAAAAGAAAAUGGCCCUAAAGGCCAAAUCAUUUACACUAUUUCAGCUGUUGAUCCAGAUUUAGAUGAAAAUUCCAAAAUUACUUAUGGAUUAUUACCACUUCAUAAAUCUGGAAAUGCAUAUUCUGUUGUAAGUAUAAACCCCGAUAGUGGGGAUAUACACAGUUUACAAUCAUUUAACUAUGAGGAGACAAAAACGUUUGAGUAUAAAGUUCAGGCCACAGACGCUGGUGUUCCUCCGCUCAGCAGUAACGUGACUGUAAAUGUUUUUAUCCUGGAUGAGAAUGACAACAGUCCCGGGAUUCUCGCGCCCUAUUCCGAGCUCGGUUCCGUUAACACAGAGAACAUGCCCUAUUCUGCUGAUGCGGGCUACUUUGUGGCCAAGAUCAGGGCUGUAGAUGCAGAUUCUGGUUACAAUGCGCUGCUGUCUUACCACAUCUCUGAACCCAAAGGAAACAAUCUGUUCCGAAUCGGAACCAGCAGCGGGGAGAUCAGGACUAAGAGGAGAAUGAGUGACAAUGACCUGAAAACUCACCCGCUGGUCAUUUUGGUUUGUGAUAACGGAGAGCCCUCACUGUCAGCGACUGUGUCUAUUGAUGUUGUGGUUGUUGAAAGCGCAGGUGACGUCAAGACUCCAUUCAGACACGCGCCGAUAAAGGAGGAGAGUUUCUCGGAUUUAAAUCUGUAUUUGCUGAUCGCCAUUGUGUGCGUGUCCGUCAUCUUUUUACUGAGUCUCAUCAGUUUGAUGGCUGUAAAAUGCCACAGGACAGACAGGAGUUUGGGCAGGUACAGCGCCCCGAUGAUCACCACACACCCUGACGGGAGCUGGUCUUACUCCAAAUCUGCUCAGCAGUAUGACGUGUGUUUUAGCUCGGACACACUGAAGAGUGACGUAGUGGUUUUCCCUGCGCCAUUUCCGCCUGCAGAUGCAGAACUGAUCAGUAUUAAUGGAGGAGACACUUUUACCAGAACACAAACACUUCCUAAAAAAGAAAAGCCUAAAGCUCCCGGUGCAGACUGGAGAUAUUCAGCGUCCCUUAGAGCAGGAAUGCAGAGUUCAGUCCAUAUGGAGGAGUCAUCUGUGAUGCAGGGUGCUCAAGGAUUUCUGGUUCAGGACUGGCCCACCGUCUCUAGCGCUCCUGAUAAUGAGGGUGGAGAGGUCUCUCCCCCCUUAGGUGCUGGAGUGGACAGCAACAGUUGGCAUUUUCGAUACGGGCCGGGUCCGGGAGGCCCUCCACAUCUGAAACCCGGUGAGGUUCCUCCUGAAGCCUUCAUCAUCCCUGGUUCUCCGGCCAUUAUUUCCAUCAGACAAGGACAAGACGGCGAUGACAAGGGCGACUUUAUUACCUUUGGAAAAAAGGAGGAGGCCAAGAAGAAGAAGAAAAAGAAGAAGGAGAAGAAGGAUAAGCGGGAGAAAGGAAAAGAUGAUGAUGAUUAGAGCGACAGAGGAAAGAGUUAAAGAAAGAGCUGAUUUUUUUCUAAGACAGAAGUCUCAACGAAAGUCUGUAGAAC
Sinocyclocheilus rhinocerous is the source of this 3027-nucleotide messenger RNA. RefSeq names its product protocadherin alpha-3-like. Bases 137 to 2953 code for a protein of 938 amino acids. The record is from RefSeq and is a predicted model, not a curated record. The transcript is spliced from 4 exons. Gene Ontology annotation, cellular component: plasma membrane. Lineage: Eukaryota; Metazoa; Chordata; Actinopteri; Cypriniformes; Cyprinidae. Gene Ontology annotation, molecular function: calcium ion binding. Gene Ontology annotation, biological process: homophilic cell-cell adhesion.